Molecule: messenger RNA, 971 nt
Organism: Carassius auratus (goldfish)
Lineage: Eukaryota; Metazoa; Chordata; Actinopteri; Cypriniformes; Cyprinidae
Exons: 7
Coding region: 136-813 (225 amino acids)
Molecular function (GO): DNA binding
Source: RefSeq, a predicted model, not a curated record
CAUUGGACGCGCGCUGUCUAAUAAAGCUGAACUUAGACGCGCAGGUGUCAAACCGAAACUACCCGCAUGUAAAUAUUUUAUUGUUUUCAAGGCAAUGCAUACACAACGCAUUACAAACUAAGUGUGUCGGCAGUGAUGCCUCAAAUCACGUUAGGUGUGAUUAUACAGUUGACGCUCCUGCUGUCAGCUCUACCUGCGCAGUAUCUCAUCUCCAAAUGGACAAGCGGCACCGCGACACAACGACACAUCGCCACUCAGAGAAUCCUUGACACAUGGGACUCCAUAAGAACAUCCUACUUGAACACAGCUGCUUGGGUUGACUGGCUAAAUACCUGGAUUCCCAAACUACCGACCUUCGCUGAGGAAGAGGACGAGUAUCAAACUCUGGAAGAAGCGCUUGCAAUCGAGCUGAUGAUGCAUGAUAAUGAGCACGGGUACUUUGCAGUGUCAAAGGAGGUGCGAAGCCCCAGGCCGGCAUACGUGCUGCACCGUGUAGGUCAAGUUGUGAUGACACAGAAUAAUAUGGUGGGGGUGAUCAUAGGAUGGGACGCAGGACUCCGAGCCCCACCAGAGUGGAUCAAGAGAAAGAAAUACUCAGAGCUGGAGAGAGUCAAGGAUACUCCUCAUUACAGAAUAAUGUUCAGUGGACCCGAUUCCUCAUCAAUACUGAUUGGAUACAUUCCCCAGAAUAACAUCAAGCUAUUUCAAGGCUUUCAGCCAGACAUUCCUACUCUACAGCACUAUUUUUCACACUUUGAUGGGGAAAAGUUUGUUUUGGAGGAAUGGUUGCAAGAAAUCUACCCUCACGACUGAAGGAGUGAAAACCUGUGAGGUUUUAAAAACACUUUGAAAUGUUGAGAACACAGACAUUAUGUCUGCUACCCUUCAUUGACAGUAUUGAUUCUUUUAAAGCAAUUGAAAAACAAAGACAAAAUGAAGUAAGAAAAUGUGCGAGAUAUAUCUUGUUUAGU